GUCUUGUGUGCCCACGUUGUCAUCUUUCUCCGUCAAUUUUUCCCCGUCCGGCUCCCCUCUGCACAAGGCUGCGCCAUCUGAAUGACUCAACCUGACGAAGGUGGACGGCCGGUGCUGUGACCAUUCACAACGGGCACGCGAAAGCCUGACUCGAAAUCAAUCGGCCUCAAGCAAUGGCGGUGGAGGUGAGGCGAAGGAAAAACCCAAAGCCCCUUUUGUGUUUAUGCCUUCUGGGGGUUCGUUGCUUGUGUCCAGGCUGAGUCGGAGAUCGACAUCUUCGACGCCGUCAAGAAGGGCGACGCGGAUUCUGUCACGGCGCUGAUCGACCGGGACGGCACAGCCAUACUCAAUAAAACGAAACGAGACAAAUACAAUUCCGAUGUAUGCAGUCGUGAGGACGACAUGAAUGCCCUUGUCGUCUGUAUGUGUGUUCUCAUUUCUGCGCGCAGGUCACACCCUUCGGCAUGGCUGCACAGGAGGGUCACGUGGGCGUCAUGUCGGUCAUGUAUGAACGCAAACCUGACGUCUUGCAGCAAACAGACACUGUACUGACGCACACAAAGCACCUUCUGUGCCGGUGGAGAUGGAAAAAGAUGUGUUUGGUGUGACGGAAUGUAGCAUGGUGCGAAUGCCCCGCACGAGGCUGCCCAGGAGGGCCAGGUUGCGGCGGUCAAUAAGCUGCUGGAGUGGGAUCUCAAACUGAUCGAUGCACGCGACAAGGUAACAGAGCACACACAUGUCUCUGACGCCUCAGUGUGUGCUGGUGUGUUUUGAUUGCAGGAUGGCAAGAUCCCAUUCAUCGAUGCUGCCUGGAAGGGUCAAAUUGAUGUGAUGGAGACCCUGUAUGCCAAAGGAGGGAAGGGCUGCCUCACACAGAAGAGCAAGGUCACAAUCGAAGACAAACCAUCUUCUGUGCGGCUGGUGAGGAGAGAUGUUCGCUGUGAUGGAAUGCAGCUUGGUGACUCUGCCGUGCACUGGGCUGCCUUCAAUGGUCGUGUUGCGGCUGUCAAUCAGCUGCUGGAGUGGGAUCUCAAACUGCUCGAUGCACGCACCGAAGUUACAGACCACACACAUGGCUCUGACGCCUCAGUGUGUCGAUUGUGUGUGUGUCUUGAUUGCAGAAUGGCCGCACGCCAUUCAUGGUGGCUGCCACCUAUGGUCAUGUCGAUGUGAUGGAGUUUCUGUAUGCCAAACGAAAGGACGUGCUCACAAAGACCGACAAGGUGAGACAACACAGUCUUCUCUCACAGCCUGAUUGCCUUUCCCUGUGUGCAUGACACACACAGAACGGCGACACGGCACUCCAUUUGGCUGCACUUUAUGGCCACUCUGCGGUUGUGUCUCAGCUGUGAGCGACAGAGAUGACUGACUGACGCGGACAUCUCAUCCACACACACUCUCUCUCUCUCUGCGUGUGUGUGUGUGUGUGUGUCCUUCUCAAAGGCUCGAGUGGGGCGGCGGUGCGCUGCUGGACAUCAAAAACAAUGGGGUGAGUGCCGACGACAAGAAUGCACUCAGUGGUCUGUGUGUGUGUUCUCAUUCCUGCAGAUGACCCCCUUCCUGUUGGCUGCGGAGAAGGGCCACGUGGGCGUCAUGUCGGUUAUGUAUGAGAGCAAACCUGACGUAUCGCAACAAACAGACAGCGUGGUACCGACACAGACAAACCAUCUUGUGUGCUGCUGAUGAUGAGGAGAUGUGCGUUUGGGUGUGAUGGAAUGUAGCAUGGUGCGAAUGCCCUGCACUUCGCUGCCAUGAAUGGCCAUGUUGCGGUCGUCAAUCAGCUGGUGGAGUGGGAUCCCAAACUGAUCGAUGCACGCACCACCAAUGUAACAGAGCACACACAUGUCUCUGACGCCUCAGUCUGUCGAUUGUGUGUGUGUGUGUGUUGAUUGCAGGUUGGCCACACGCCAUUCAUGGUGGCUGCCAUAGGUGGUCGUGUCGAUGUGAUGGAGUUUCUGUAUGCCAAACGAAAGGACGUGCUCACACAGCAGAACAAGGUGAGAUACACAGAAUGCCUCUCGUCUAAUUGAUUGCCUUUCUUUGUGUGCAUGACAUACACAGGACGGAGACACGGCACUCCAUUUCGCUACACUCGAUGGUAGAAUUGAAGUGAUGAAGUUCCUGUACGAGAUGGACGCGCCCAUCCUGCAGCAAAAAGGCGACGUACCAACCUAAGCAUCUUGUGUGCUGCUGGUCAUGGUGAGAAGAUGUGCGUUGGGUGUGAUGGUGCAGACUGGUUGGAAUGCAAUACAUGCGGCUGCCCAGGAGGGCCAUGUUGCGGUCGUCAAUCAGCUGCUGGAGUGGGAUCCCAAACUGAUCGACGCACGCAACAAUGUAACAGAGCACACAUAUGUCUCUGACGCCUCACUGUGUCGAUUGUGUUCGUUGCAGGAGGGCCUCACGCCAUUCAUCACGGCUGCCAUAAAGGGUCAUGUCGAUGUGUUGGAGGCCCUGUAUGCCGAGCGAAAGGACCUGCUCACACAGAAGGCCAUCGUGAGACAACACAGCCGAAGACACAUAGGGAGUGCCUCUCUGAUGUGUGAGUGUGUUGAUUGCAGAAUGGCGACACGCCAUUCAUGUUGGCUGCCUACAAUGGUCAUGUCGAUGUGAUGAAGUUUCUGUAUGCCGAAGGGGGGGAAAAACUGCUGACACAGACGAACAAGGUGAGAGACACACAGGAUGCCUCUCAUCUGAUUGAUUGGCUUUCACUAUGUGCAUGACACACACAGUACGGACACACGGCACUCCAUUUGGCUGCAGCCGGAGGCCACUCUGCGGCUGUGUCUCUGCUGUGAGCGACACAGAUGAAUGACUGACGCGAACGUCUCAUCCACACCCUCUCUCUCUCUCUCUCUCUGUGUCAUUCUCAAAGGCUCGAGUGGGGCGGCGCUUUUCUGCUCUACAUCAAAAACAACGAUGUGAGUGCACACAGAGAUUCACACCAUCGAUGGGCUGAGUGGUGUGCUCACUCAUCACAAACAGGGAUGUACGCCCUGGGAUUUGGCGGAGAAGAAGCCGGAGAUCAGAGAGAUCAUGCGGCCGUACAAGCCUGCUUCUGGGUCUUGCUGUGUGAUCAUGUGAGUCAGAGUCUGUCAGUCGCUCGGAGGUGCAUCGAAUGAGAGUCUAGGAGGCAUUGUGAGUGGGUGAUUUGACAAUGAGACCCGAUUGAUCAUGUGUCGUCGUAAACGACACGGCGAAAUGCAGCCCUCGGUUUCUUUCUUGUGUCUUCAUGUGGACCAUUGCGAGGGGCUGUGAGGUGCUGUGUGUUUGCCAUGAGACAUCAAGACUUGAUUGGAGAUGUCCAUCAACACGUGAGCAUGUAGCCCUGAAUCUCUC
Molecule: messenger RNA, 3336 nt
Organism: Vitrella brassicaformis
Lineage: Eukaryota; Vitrellaceae
Source: the annotation of a GenBank genome assembly